AUGUCUUCUCUCAAACGCUUCCAAAACCUUAUUCGCUUUAUUGGCUCUGAUGGCCUUAUCCACUACGGCGACGCCAUUAUCCCAUCUUCUGCUUCUUCUGCCUCUGCUGCUACCGAAGCCUUUCUCGUUAAGGGUAAUCCUUUCACUACCCCGCUCUGCGUCACCUCGACCCGCGCACAAAUCCUUAAGCUCUUGAGCCCGAUCGCGCCAUCAGACGUCGGAACCCUCCGUUGUCUUGGACUAAACUACCGCCAGCAUGCAAAUGAACUUUCUCUCCCAUUCCCAGAGUUCCCAGUUCUUUUUUUCAAACCUACAACCACACUUGCAGGCCCUACUGACCCCCUCAUUGUUCCCCGCAUUGCCCAACGACGCGAUAAGUACUCCGAGCGUGAAGAAGGUGCCCCAGCAGAAGUUGAUUACGAGGUCGAGCUCGUCAUUGUAAUUGGACCUAAGCCUGUGCGUGAUGUUCCUGUUGAAAAGGCCCUUGAUUAUGUUCUUGGAUAUACUGUUGGAAACGAUUACUCUCAACGCACUUGGCAGUCUGCCCGUGGUGGCGGCCAAUGGUCUCUCGGUAAGAUGUAUGACGGUUGGGCCCCCAUUGGGCCUGCCAUUGUGGCUGCAGACAUUGUUGGCGACCCACAAGCGCUCCAUGUUUCCACCACUGUCAACGGUACUACCGUCCAAGAUGGAUCUACUGGCGAUAUGAUCUUCUCCGUCGCACAAGCUGUAUCAUUCUUAUCCCAGGGCUCUACUCUCAUGCCUGGCGACCUUAUCUUCACAGGAACACCCUCUGGCGUUGGUGCUGGCCGCACCCCUCGUCUCUGGCUCAAGCACGGUGACGAAGUGACCGUUUCUCUUUCCAAGGUUGGUUCCGUUACAAAUACAAUCAUCUAUGAGUCUGCUGAGUCAGGCACCCCCAAAUUGUAA
Magnusiomyces paraingens is the source of this 927-nucleotide messenger RNA. RefSeq lists its product as uncharacterized. Lineage: Eukaryota; Fungi; Ascomycota; Dipodascomycetes; Dipodascales; Dipodascaceae. Bases 1 to 927 code for a protein of 308 amino acids. The record is from RefSeq and is a predicted model, not a curated record. Gene Ontology annotation, molecular function: catalytic activity. The transcript has a single exon.